This is a messenger RNA of Vigna unguiculata (cowpea), 1116 nucleotides long. RefSeq names its product putative membrane-associated kinase regulator 6. The record is from RefSeq and is a predicted model, not a curated record. Lineage: Eukaryota; Viridiplantae; Streptophyta; Magnoliopsida; Fabales; Fabaceae.
AAAUGGAAGACAAUAACUAGAUGAGAAAACAUGUUGAAGUUACUACUUAAAGUCAAUACAAUUUUUCGCUCAUGUUGUUCCAUUUGUCCCCUGCUUGACCAUGAUAGAAUAGACGAACUUUCCCCUUGUGGUCAUCAUUGUUUUGUCACUAUAACCUCUACCAAUAACGUCUUUGUUGCAUAUAAUUGUUUUUUCAUUCAUCUUAACCUGCAAAAUCGUUGCUUGCAAAUGGAAACCUCACUGCCUCUAGCCACUGAUAGCUUCUCUUAUGGUUGGUUAUCAAACUGCAAACCCUUUGCAAAUGACCUUCAGGAGUCAUCUACCUGCAAUUCCCCAUUAAUGGAAGAAUGGAAAAGCUUCAAUUUUGAUAUUUCCUUCACUCACUCCCCUUCUGUUCUUGCUCAUGCUGAUGAACUUUUCUCUAAUGGCCUUAUCAAGCCAUUAUUCGCUGACCCUUCCAAGUUAGACUCCUGCAAAACCAUCCUAGCUUCCACACACCAAUCCGAGCCUGUUUCUUCCUUUUCUUCUAGACUUGUUUCUCCAAGAACUGUGCAAAUUCAUCAUGGUUUUCUCACAAGGUGGAAAACCUCCACAUGUAGAACCUUGAGAAACCUUUCUAGGUAUGUCAACCAACUAUGCCACAGAGUUGGAAGCUCCAGGAAAAAUACUAAAGUUGAUGAUUUUGACAAGGAAGAGUGGCUUGUUAAUAGCUGGAGCAGUUCACACCAAGCAUCUUCAAAAUCAAACUCUAUCAGUCCAAUUGGUGCUUUGCAUGAUCAUGAGAACUCAAUCUAUGAAGCAGUUCUCCACUGCAAAAGAUCAAUAGAAACAUAAUAAAGAGAAGAUAAUUGUAGAGCUUCCAUGGGUGGUAGCUGAUAAAGCAUGUCUACUGGUUCUUUGCAUCAUUUCUCUCUUGUUCACACUCGGUGUUAUUUUUCUUUGCAUAAACAAGAAGAGGUGCCUUGUCAGAUACCAACCGCAGGGUUUAUAAAUUCAAAUUUCAGAAAAUGUUGGAUUGGAUCCUACUGCUUCAUGGUUUUGUACAGAUAUGAUAGCACAAACUGCGUGUUGUAUUCGUAUAUUUAACACAGAUAACAGUGUUCUUCUUCUUCUUCU